AAGAAGUUUAUCUAAAGCAAAAAGAAAAUAUUCAGUUAAUCGAUUAUGUGUCCAGUUGGUUACAUGUGGAUUUGUACCACUGAAUGAAGUGGAUAUUGACAUAAUUGAUAAAUACAUACCACAAGUGGGAUCCUGUUGUAUGCGGAUCGUGUUUUGAGUCGCUUCGUACUCACGGUGGUUUUUUAAAGAGCUGCCUUGAUGCGCAAGAGCAACAUAAAAACAAUAAACAGUCUUACAUUAAAUCUGAAGAGAUGAAUAUAAAUCUGGAAGAUGGUCAAGAUGCGCAGGAGAAAUGUAGAAUUUUUGAUAAGCAGUUUUCUAUUAAAACUAAAGAGAUGGAAAUAAAACUGGAAGAUGGUCAAGAUACGCAGGAUAAAUAUGAAAUCAUCGAUAGACCGUGUUAUAUUAAACCUGAAGAAAUUGAAGUAAAGCUGGAAGAUGGUCAGGAUGAGCAGGAGGGAUAUAAAAAUGUUGACAAUCAGUGUUGUAUCAAAUUUGAAGAGAUUGAAAUCAAGGUAGAAGAUGAUCAGGAGAGCAAUCUCUCUUCAUAUGACUUAGAAGAUGAAAAGAUUGAAAACAAAGGGAGAGGCACUUCAGAAGAUAUAGGUGAAUAUAUGCAAUGUGAUACAGAAUCUGAUGAAAACUAUACAACAUUGGCCCACAACAUCCAAAUACCUGAAAGCAGUGACAUUGACUCGUCAUUAAAUACACAAUUCUAUCAAAGUGAUAAAGAUAAAACUAAACCGAAAAGGAGUCUGAAGAGGCAUCAAUUAACACUUGAAAACGCGUCAAAAGCACAUAUGCACAGGUGCGACACCUGUGGCUUUGAAACGAGUUACAGAACCAGUCUGACUAGACAUCGGUUGGUACAAGAUCCCUCAGAAGUGGGAGCUUACAAGUGCAACAGUUGUAGUUACGAAACCAAAUACAUCAAAUGUCUGAAAGUGCAUCAAUUUUUACACAAACAUCCUUCAAAAGCUAAAAUGUACAAGUGCGAGACGUGUGGCUACGAAACAAAGCAUAAAAGUCACCUGAAAAUGCAUCAGUUAUUGCACAAAGAUCCUUCGGAAGUCCAGAUGUACAAGUGUGAUACUUGCGGUUACGAGACUAAAUAUAAGAAUCACCUAAAAGUGCAUCUUCUCACUCACAAAGAUUCUUCGGAAAUCCAAAUGUUCAAGUGCGAUACUUGCAAUUACGAGACUAAAUAUAGGGGUGUUCUAAACAGGCAUCAGUUAACGCACAAAAAUAUCUCGGAUAUUAAAAUGUACAAGUGUGAUAUAUGUAGCUACGAAACUAAAUAUAGGAAUCACCUGAAAGGGCAUCAGUUGAUGCAUAAGGAUUCUUCCGAAAUCCAAAAGUUCAAGUGUGAUAAGUGUAGUUACGAAUCCAAGUUUAAAAGCAAUCUAAAAGCACAUCAAUCGACACACCAGUAUUCUUUGGAAGUCCAAAAGUACAAGUGUGAUACAUGUAGCUACGAGACCAAGUUUAGGAGCAACCUAACAUCACAUCAGUUGAAACACAAAGACCCUUCGGAAAUCCAAAUGUACAAGUGUGAUGAAUGCAGUUACGAAAGUAAACAAAAGCGUCAUCUGAAAGUGCAUCAACUAAAACACAAAUAUAUUUUAGAAAUCCAAGUUUACAAGUGCGAUAGAUGUGAUCACCAAACUAACAGCAAAAGCAGUUUAAAAACACACCAACUAGUACACAAAGAUUCGUCGGAAAUUGAAAUGUACAGGUGUGACUCAUGUGACUUUGAAACUAAGCAUAAAAAUUGUUUAGGAGUGCAUCGCUCGUCACACAAAGAUUCCUCAGAAAUUGAAAAGUACAAGUGUGAUACUUGUACUUACGAAACCAAGUUUAGAAGCAAUCUAAAAUCGCACCUGUUAAGGCACAAGGAUCCCUCAAAAAUCUAAAUGUACAAGUGCGAGGAAUGUAGUUACGAGAAUAAACAAAAGCGUCAUUUGAAAAUGCAUCAAUUAAAACACAAAGAAAUUGUAGAAUUCGAAACGUAAAAGUGCGACAAGUGUAGUUACGAAACUAAUCGUAAAAGCAGUUUAAACAUUCAUCAGAUAGUGCAUAAGGAUUCGUCGGAAAUCCAAACAUACAAGUGUCACACGUGUAGUUUUGAAACUAAGUUAAAAAACAAUCUAAGAUGGCACCAAUUAAAACACAAAGAUGCUUCAGAAAUUCAAAUGUACAAGUGUGAUGCUUGUGAUUACGAAACUAAAUAUAAGAGUUGUUUAAAAGCUCAUCAAUUAACACAUAAAGAUUUGUCAGAAACCCAAACGCACAAGUCUGAUUAGUGUUGUAAAUGACCGAGAAUAAUGUCACUGUUAUAUUCCAUGUGAUGUAAUUAUUAUAAAAUUAAAGAAAUGUGAAAUAUUUUUAUAUCGUCAAAAGCAUAAAAAUGUUCAUUACUCCCGAGCAUUCUCGGGAACACGCUGAUG
Messenger RNA from Anoplophora glabripennis (Asian longhorned beetle), 2447 nucleotides. RefSeq names its product zinc finger protein 90-like. Gene Ontology annotation, cellular component: nucleus. Bases 252 to 1913 code for a protein of 553 amino acids. NCBI's taxonomy places the organism in Eukaryota, Metazoa, Arthropoda, Insecta, Coleoptera, Cerambycidae. The record is from RefSeq and is a predicted model, not a curated record. The transcript has 3 exons. Gene Ontology annotation, biological process: regulation of gene expression.